AUGCCUACUGCCUCCUUUAGGGAUCCAGCCAGCCAAGAGCAAGGCAGCUGGCCAGGGAAGAAGGUGAAGGGAACAGCAUGGCAAAGCUCAGGAGCAGAGCCCAGUCCAGACCGAGAAUGCACCCAUGCCACUAGCUCUGUGGCAGCAAGUAUGGCCAGCCUACUGAUCAUUUCCGUCAUCUCCUGCACUCAUGCCAGCACUGAGAAGGCAGUGCAGGAGGACUGGACGUUUUUCAGCACCAGUCUGUACUUCAUCUCUACUGGAGAGAAGAGCUGGAGUGAGAGCAGGCAGGACUGCAGAGUGAGAGGAGCAGACCUGGUGAUCAUAAAUACCAAAGAAGAACAGGAGUUCAUCCUCAAAAAUCUGGGCAGCAGUCGAGCUUGGAUUGGCCUGACUGACAGUGAAAGAGAGGGCGAAUGGAAAUGGGUUGAUGGCUCAGCACUGACCACUGGGUUCUGGGAUAAAGGAGAACCAAAUGAUGAUCAGAAAAAUGAGGACUGUGCUGAGAUUGUGAAUUUGCCAAUUAAGAAGGGCUGGAAUGACAUGCCAUGCUCUUACAAAGAACGGUGGAUCUGUGAGAAAUGAUUUUUAGUGGUAAAUUGAUACUUACUUAUAAAAUGAUACCAACCCUGAUCCUGGAGGUCGACCUUCCUGUGGACUG
Colossoma macropomum (tambaqui) is the source of this 661-nucleotide messenger RNA. RefSeq names its product CD209 antigen-like protein C. The transcript has 5 exons. Lineage: Eukaryota; Metazoa; Chordata; Actinopteri; Characiformes; Serrasalmidae. The record is from RefSeq and is a predicted model, not a curated record. Bases 1 to 585 code for a protein of 194 amino acids.